Pocillopora verrucosa is the source of this 1135-nucleotide messenger RNA. Its product is annotated as 3'-5' exoribonuclease 1-like. Gene Ontology annotation, molecular function: 3'-5'-RNA exonuclease activity; nucleic acid binding. Gene Ontology annotation, biological process: exonucleolytic trimming to generate mature 3'-end of 5.8S rRNA from tricistronic rRNA transcript (SSU-rRNA, 5.8S rRNA, LSU-rRNA). The record is from RefSeq and is a predicted model, not a curated record. Lineage: Eukaryota; Metazoa; Cnidaria; Anthozoa; Scleractinia; Pocilloporidae.
AUGGCGGAAGGGCUUCCUUAUGUCGAUCAAAGGGAAAACGAAAGUACGGAGAACAGGAAAGCUCCCAUCUAUGAUCAUCCAGUGUUCAGGGAAAUAUCACUGUCCAAUGGAAAAAUAAAUAAGAUGAAGAAGGAUGAAGUCAAGAAGAUACUUAAAGAGCGUGGGCUGGACACACGAGGAGUAAAGGAGGUUCUCCAAAAGCGUCUAAAAAAUCACAUCAAAAAAGAGAAACUAGCUCAAGCUAAGCUGGAACAAAAAAAGAUAAUGAACGAGGUUCAUUUCUACUGUGUCAUAGAUUUUGAAGGAACUUGCGAAGAGAAUAAUCCAGACAACUACAUCCAUGAGAUAAUCGAGUUCCCUGCAGUGCUUCUUGAUGCAGUUACACUAGAAAAGGUGUCUGAAUUUCAUGAGUACUGCAAACCACAAGAUAAACCAGAACUAUCACAGUUCUGCCAGAACCUAACAGGAGUUACCCAGGAAAUUGUGGAUAAUGCUGAUACAUUCUCAGGAGUCCUUGACAACUUUCAUCAAUGGCUUAGAGAUCAUAAACUUGGAUCAGAAUAUAAAUUUGCUGUUGUUACUGAUGGCCCUUAUGAUAUGAAGCGUUUCUUCUCGGGGCAGUGCCAACUCUGUUCCAUUCCCAUACCCAAGUACGCCAGAAAGUGGAUUAAUCUGAGAAAAUUGUACAGAAACUUUUACAAAGUACUAAAUGGGACUCUUGAAGACAUGGUCAAUAAUCUUGGUAUGAAAUUUGAAGGGCGGCCGCACUGUGGGAUGGACGAUGCGCGAAACAUCGCAAGAAUCUUACGAAAGAUGGUCCAAGAUGGCUGCGAAAUAAAAUUUAACGAAAGUCUGUAUGGUAACUCCUGACUUUUGUCAAAGUCGGGACACUGCGAUCAGUUGAAAAAGCCGUGAAAAAGAAGCCCAUCUCCUAGCAUAGAAAGUGUGAUUUUAAAACUUAUAAACGAAUUGAAAAGAACCUCAUAAAUACGGUUUUCCGUGUUCGUAAAGGAAAUCAUUAGAAACAGACAAUGAUUAUUUCAGGAACAGAGUGAAUGAUGCGCGCUUCCUUACUGGCUUAAAUAAGCUUGUCAUUAUUUUAGGAAGGGUGGGGUUCGUGUUAUUUUGAUUUUUC